GCGAUAGUUCCCAUCUCCUCCACUUGCGAUGCAUCCUCAGAACACCCGUCGGAAAAUAACCACUGCUGUGGCUGGAGUUGUAACGUUGCUCGCUAUCGCUGCUCGAUCGACUUCAUCAUGAUCUGACCUGACCGUCGACAACCUUGGAACAAAAGCACGGGCACUGGAGUGGUGGAGCAUGUUGACGUGCCAGCCUUGGACGACUGGACUGUCCUCCACCUCAGGCAGCACUCGUGAUCCGCCACAGCUGUCAACAUGGGCUCUUCACGAGCUGCCAAGCUGCUGCUGCUCGCCGCCCAGCUCCUCCCGGCCUCCCUAGCACAGGAUCAUCAACAAGUCAUCGCAUAUCCAUACCCGGCCACACAAUGGAUCGACGGCAGUGGCGCCCAUGGCACCAGCCUAGGCAAAGAGGCUUUCAUCAGUGCCCUCGUCUCCAACAUGACCAUUGAAGAUCUCGUUUUACAGCUGCAUUUGACCUUUGGCGGGGACAUAGUUGGAGUGAACUCGGAUAAUGAGCUUUAUGACCACACCAUGCGCUUCAGCCCCGACUCACCAGUCGGCCUCGUUCAUGAUUGGUAUCCACUCAACACUUCAUAUUACAACCAAGUUCAGCAGCUCAAUCUCCAAAAAGCUCGCCUCAAGGUGCCCCUGAUGCAAACUGGCGAAUGUCUACAUGGGGUCGGCUCUUUUAAGCAGUCAAUGUUCCCACAAAGCCUGGGGCUCUCAGCGAGCUGGGAUGCCGGCUUGGUCCACCGCGUGGGGCGUGCCAUCGGCACCGAAGCACGAUCCAUCGGCAUCCACGCCUGCCUUUCUCCUGUUCUCGACAUCGGCCUGGAUCCGCGAUGGGGGCGUAUGCAAGAGGCGUGGGGGGAGGACAAGAUUCUCACCUCUCACAUGGGCGUCGCCUACUCGUCCGGGCUCUCAAAGAACAGCUCCUGGUCAGAUCCGGACGCGGUGGUGCCCGUGAUGAAACACUUUGCCGCCCAUGGAUCCCCUCAGGCUGGCCACAAUGCGGGUCCUUUCAUGGGACACGGCAACCGCCAGGUCUUCCAAGAUCUCCUGACACCUUUCAGGGCCGCUGUUCAGCUUGGAGGUGCCCGGGGCGUGAUGAUGGCGUACAACGAGUUCGAUGAUAUACCAUCUCACGUGAACCCGAAGCUGUACCAAGCACUCGAUGACAUGGGCUUCGAUGGCUUUGUGAUUGCCGAUGACACCGGCAUGAACGAUAUUUACACUCAACAUGCGGUCGCUGACUCGCCAGCUGAUGCCAUCAGACAAUGGUACAAAGCCGGCGGAAUGGUACAGUUCUAUGACUGGCCGUUGGAGCUUCUCUUAAACGCAACUAAAGAACUCAUCGCCAACGGCUCACUGGAGCUUUCAACUCUGCAAUCGCGGGCCCAGUCUGUGUUGGGUGUCAAAUGGGACCUGGGGCUUUUCGACGAGCCUUUUAUAUCACCGGCAACCAACCCUGUUCAUAUUGCGAACAGUCAUAGAGGCUUGACUUUGGAGGCUGCCCAGAAAAGUAUCGUUCUGCUGGAAAAUCGAGAUUCAACAUUGCCCCUGCGACCAAAGGAGCAAAACAUCAAAAGUAUUGCCCUCAUCGGGCCGUUCACUGAUAUCCUGAAUUAUGGCGACUAUUCCGGUCAAUGGGGAGAAUAUCCAGCCAACAGCGCUCAAACAAUUCGUGAGGCAAUGCUGUCAUACAGCAAAGAUGCAGAGGCCCCUUUUACUUUGGUCUCCAGUUGGGGUUCAAACACAUGGGAGUAUAACGCACAACAUGUUAUUCCGCCAUACCUUCUUUCAUCCCCGAACGGCACAAAGGGUGGCCUGCAAGCGACAUAUUUCGCGGACACCAACUUCAUCCACCCACUGAUCACCAAGCUGGAGACCCCUGCGCUUGAUUGGGGAAUCUACCCUCCGCCCGGUCUGCCAUCCAACAACUUCAGCGUAGUAUGGGAAGGGAUUCUAACCUCACCAGUCGACAUGGACGUGGAUGGAUGGAUCGGCGUUGCUGUCGGCCCGAACAGCACGUACCAGCUCUUUAUCGAUGACAAACUUAUCAAAUCGUGGGGUAUCAUACCGACCGCCGAGAGCAAUAUAAUGGGAAAUAUCCAGCAGUUUGCUUACACUCAAGCAAACAGCACUCGGCCUCCCGCGGGCUCGGUCCGCUUCACCUUCCGGAAGGGAGAGACGUAUAGCAUCCGCCUCGAGUUCAAGGCCUUCAACCUCUACAAAAAGAUCGAGAACGUCUCGUCCCUGAACUCGCAGAUCCUUCUUUUCUGGAACCUGGUUAGCAGGGACCCUGGCAAAGAUGCCAUCUCUCAGGCCGUCUCAGCGGCCGAAGCUGCAGAUGUCAUAGUCCUCGCAGUAGGCGCAGCUUGGAACAGCGAUGGCGAGAGCGGCGAUCGAGCCACCCUCGGGCUCGCCCCGAGCCAGGACAAGCUGGCGAAGGCCGUCUACGCCCUGGGGAAACCUGUUGUGCUGGUCCUGCAGGGUGGCAGACCAUUCGCCAUCCCUGACUAUUACAACCAGAGUGCCGCGGUCUUGAACGCUUGGUUCCCCGGCCAGAGCGGCGGGCAGGCCAUCGCCGAUAUUCUGUUUGGGAAGGCCAACCCAGGCGGGAGGCUGCCGGUAAGCGUGCCGAAGCACGUAGGCCAGGUUCCGAUCAACUACAACUACAAGAGUCUCGGGCGCAAGAUCAAGUACCUCGACCUGGACUCCCAGCCAGCUUAUCCGUUUGGCUAUGGCCUCUCCUAUGCGGAGUUCCAGGUCCUGGGUUUUGAAGCCGGCAGUGCCCCAGCGCAGGCGGGCGACAAGAAGCUACCGAACUCAGACACGUUCACACCCGGGGACAUUAUCAACUUCUCGGUGAGAAUAAAGAAUAAUGGAACGGUCGAUGGCAGCUAUGUGGCGCAAGUCUACCUCCUGGGGCGAACGUCAAGCAUUGUGCAGCCAGUAAAGCAGCUGGUCGCGUUCCAGAGAGUCUACCUGGGCGCCGGAGAAGAGGCCACCGUGGACUUGGAGCUGGAUGUUGAUCGCUACCUGACCAUCAUCAACAGGUGGGAUGAGUGGGAGCUGGAGAAAGGAGAGUACACCUUUGCCCUGCUUGACCACGGUGGAGACGCGGCGGACACGGGCUUGAAUGUAACUAUGAAGAGUGUCUAAAGGACGUUAGUUAUUAUAUCCGAUCGUCAUGUUCAAGAGGUUGAAUCAUGCUUGA
Molecule: messenger RNA, 3220 nt
Organism: Diaporthe batatas
Lineage: Eukaryota; Fungi; Ascomycota; Sordariomycetes; Diaporthales; Diaporthaceae
Exons: 4
Coding region: 256-3165 (969 amino acids)
Biological process (GO): arabinan catabolic process; xylan catabolic process
Cellular component (GO): plant-type cell wall
Molecular function (GO): alpha-L-arabinofuranosidase activity; xylan 1,4-beta-xylosidase activity
Source: RefSeq, a predicted model, not a curated record